This is a messenger RNA of Acanthamoeba castellanii str. Neff, 885 nucleotides long. RefSeq lists its product as uncharacterized. The transcript has 5 exons. Lineage: Eukaryota; Discosea; Longamoebia; Acanthamoebidae. The coding region runs from base 1 to 885 and encodes 294 amino acids. The record is from RefSeq and is a predicted model, not a curated record.
AUGAAGCUCGGCGCGGUGAAGGCGCAGCCGGCUGAAAUCGACUGGGCAGCAGAGUUUGGCGAGGAUGAAGAUGAAUUCACGGUCGAGGAGACCCCCGAAGAGGACGUUGAAGUCGAGAUUUUACUCAAAGAGAACCGCCAGAAGGGACGAGCAUCGCAGAACGGAGAUGAGCAGGACAAGAAGCAGCAGCCUCAGCCCUCCUACUCGAUUCGCAAUGGCGAUAUGAAGCUGACCUCAGCGCUGGCCGUACCUGCCAAGUCAGCGAUGUCGAUUGGAAGGGCUGGCGGUGCCAGUACUACAACAAGCAACGAUGCUGUGAGCACCACAUCAUCUGCAGCUUCCUCUUCUUACUCGAUGGAUGGCUCGGAGGCGCGCUACGCAGCUCCCAUGCCGCGAAUCGACCUCGAUACGCACCAGGUCGUCGAACCUUCUCCAUACGGCGCCUUUAUCGAGAUCCGUACCAUGGCCGCCACAAUCAAGAUUAUCGCCCUCGUCCAUCUCAUGAUGUGCCUGGUCUACAUCCUGCUGCCCACGUUCAAGUGGAUGAUCUUUCCCAACCUGGGCGUGGCAGCUGUCGGUCUGUGGGGCGCCUUUGCCUACAGCGCCCGCCUCACCCUCGCCUUCAUGACGUUGGUGUGCCUCAACGUGAUGCUGAUGGUGGUGUUCAUGCUGCUCGAGCUGCUCAACCACACCAUUCAGGGCAGCAUCCUUGUCAUCGGAUUCCUCUUUCUGGUCGGCGAGCUGUUCAUCCUCAACUACUGCUAUCAAUUUUGGAAGAAGCUCCCAUCCGAAGGGUUCUUCACGAGCUUCCGCCAGUUCUUCUCGUCGAACGAGGCCAGGAUCGGCGGGUUCGCCAUGGACGAAGAGGAAGGCGCCGGCCUCUGA